This is a messenger RNA of Plectropomus leopardus (leopard coralgrouper), 786 nucleotides long. It is a transcript of the gene c4h12orf43, whose product is annotated as chromosome 4 C12orf43 homolog. Gene Ontology annotation, biological process: negative regulation of Wnt signaling pathway; Spemann organizer formation; Wnt signaling pathway. The record is from RefSeq and is a predicted model, not a curated record. Lineage: Eukaryota; Metazoa; Chordata; Actinopteri; Perciformes; Serranidae.
GGCGCGUGCUCCAUCAUGGCGGCCCCCGCUGUAAAGAUGGUCGGUGUUUCUGACUCCAGCAGCAGCGACGACGAAGUGCUGAAACGAUGUCGAGAGGCAGUUUGGGAGACACGAAGUGACAAGAAAAAAGAUGGGGACAGCAAUGUGCAACAGUCAAAGCGUGUUGUUGUUGCUGACCACGACCACGAUGGCAACAAUCUCCAGGUCACCCAAGGGUUUCAAACACAUGUUGCCAAAAAGCUGGGGCACUUUCUUGACAGUUCCAUAACAGAGAUGAAGAUGGAAACCUUCUCCAGAGUGCAGUCAGCAAAAUGUGAUGAUGAUGAUGGAGGAUUUCGUCUGUUUUCUACGUCCGUCCCGGGACAGACAGUUGAUGAUCCUCCAGCCCCCGUGAGGCGGCGGCCUGUUCCUAGCUCAAGUGACAGCGACAGUGAGAUGGAAACAAGGCUGAGGGAGGCAGCGGUGUCGGUCAAACAUCUCUUACCCCCAUCAUCACUGCCCUCGACACUCUCCGCUCCCUCAGCAGAGCUUCCGUGCUCUGAAAAAAUAAAGAAAAAGAGGAAAGAGGCAGAGGGAGAGGAGAGCCAUGUUGUAAAGAAGAAGAAGAAAAAGAGGAAACAGACUCAAGAAGAGAGUGAGCAGGCGGACUCUGUAGGUUCUCCUCUUAAUGCUCACAGAAACGGUGAGCACGGGGACUCGGAGCAGGAACACACACAAGUCAAAGUAAAACGGAAAAAAAAAAAGAAGCGAGAAUUACACACAGAGGAAGCAGCUUUGAACUGAAUU